This is a messenger RNA of Brettanomyces bruxellensis, 1926 nucleotides long. RefSeq lists its product as uncharacterized. Bases 1 to 1926 code for a protein of 641 amino acids. The record is from RefSeq and is a predicted model, not a curated record. Gene Ontology annotation, molecular function: DNA-binding transcription factor activity, RNA polymerase II-specific; zinc ion binding. The transcript has a single exon. NCBI's taxonomy places the organism in Eukaryota, Fungi, Ascomycota, Pichiomycetes, Pichiales, Pichiaceae. Gene Ontology annotation, biological process: regulation of DNA-templated transcription.
AUGGGAAAUUUGAAACGGAGAAGGGCCCCAACUGUUGGAGGAAGAAGACGAACUGGAUGUCUGUGUUGCAGAAAAAGAAGAAUUAAGUGUGAUGAAACCAAACCAUCAUGUUUAAAAUGUAUUAAGUCAUCAUAUAAGUGUGUCUGGCCUACAAGAAAAAAAUCACUUUCACACAUAAAUCAGUUUCAGCUUGAAAAGAAUAGAAAGAGAGCAAUAGGAUUUGUCAAUAUUAAUACAAAAUCUGCAGUAACAUAUUCCUCGAAUUCACCUUAUAAAAGUGAUGCUUACCGAUCCUGGGUUCGUUUCACCAAAAAUCCGAAUUCCUACAAAGGAAUUAAUGGUAAGAGCCAUGAUACAAAGUUGAUUGAUGUGAAAAAAGAAUCUGAAUUUGAUUUGCUAUUCCGCAAAUAUCUUAGUGAUGUUAAUGGCCGUUACUUCAAGUUAUAUCUGAAUUGUGGAAACUUUGGGACAUACGUAAUUGGUUCAAAAAUGAAUCAUAUAGAAAUUAAACUUUUUGAUGCUUUUUCUAGAGGUUUCCUUGUGGAAGUGACCCCAUUGUUAGCUGAUCAUCAUCUCCUUCCAGGAUCGAUUACUCUCCCCCUUGGAGUGAACAAUCCCAUAUUAAGGCAAAUAUUUUAUACUUGUGGUGCAUUCUUUCUGUCAUUAGGUGCUAAGGAAUUCGUUCCCGUUUCUAAAGACUAUUUAGCAAAAAGCAUAUUUAUUGUCAAUUGCUUUUUAAAAGACUUUCCGGUGUUUGGAAAUGAAGACUGGCUUAUGAUAGUCUCGUUAUGUUUCCAUUUUGUAUUACAGUUUCUCGGAGAAAGUAUGCAAGGUAAAACGGCUAACAUUUCCCUGUGCUUACGAACGAUUUACAUACUUGGAAGUAAAGUGAGAAAGCAUGGAAAGAGAAGAAACUCUGGUGAUUUUGUUGAUAUGACUAAUUGGCUGUCAGAGCUUCAAAAGACAACACAAUUUGCCCACUUAAAUAGUCUCGGCCAUGAAAACUGGGAUUACAAUUCACAGCUAUCUCAGGUCAGAAGACUCAUUAACAACAUUGGAUUAAAGUUAAACUUACAGUAUGGUGCUCAUGCUCAUGACCUGAAUUUUAAACCUGUUCGCUCACAUCACAACCAACUAAAUGAUUUGCCAUCUCUAACUUUGACUGAGUCAGGUUUCGUCAGUUGUAUUCAAAAGACUGUGUCAGAAAGUUUUCUCUAUAAUUACACCAUCAAUCUUUUUGGAUGUGGAUCCAAUAUAAUUGACAAGAUUGCGUCGCCAUUUGAGAUUUUUGAUCUAUAUAGAAACAUUUUAGCUUACAGGGUUUCUAAAUCAUCUAUUCCAUGGAUGAACAAUCCAAUUAUGGGAGCCUCGUUGGAUUCAUUUGAAAUAGCUGCAAAAACUAACUGGCUAGCUGCACACUUCCCCCUUGACGUCAAUAACCAGAAAAUAGCGGGUGAAUUAUUAAGAAAUGCACAAUUUUAUUGUCAGCCACUCCUUCCAUCGAAACCGCUAAAUAAUGAGCCAACAGAAGUGCUAAGUCGAAUCACUGAAAGUUGUUAUUUUGCAGAUAUGGUUGCCAAAGCAUGUUUCAUUUUUUUAAGCAAGCUUCUAAACCCUUCUUUAAAGAACAGUGAUUCGUCAAUACAGGCUGCUUUGAAUCGAUUUCUGGAAAAUUUAUCAAAUAUCACUAUUCAAAGCCGGAUAUCGUCUAUUUGUAUUUGGCCAAUGGUAGUUGCUGGGUCUGCGGCAUUGAACAUACAGCAAAAAAAUUACCUACUAUACAGACUUCGUAAUUUUGAAGAUUGCGUCCGAUUUGGGGAUAUGAGGACAGCCUCUAGAUACCUAGAGAGAAUUUGGGAUAGUUCAAUUGGUCUGAACUCACUACUUGAUUAUCAUAUUAGGAAGACUCUUUUUGAUUAUGCUUAG